Messenger RNA from Pseudocercospora fijiensis CIRAD86, 544 nucleotides. RefSeq lists its product as uncharacterized. Gene Ontology annotation, cellular component: ribosome; cytosolic small ribosomal subunit. The transcript has 3 exons. The record is from RefSeq and is a predicted model, not a curated record. Lineage: Eukaryota; Fungi; Ascomycota; Dothideomycetes; Mycosphaerellales; Mycosphaerellaceae. Bases 54 to 242 code for a protein of 62 amino acids. Gene Ontology annotation, biological process: translation. Gene Ontology annotation, molecular function: structural constituent of ribosome.
CGACAUUCAUCAAGGGAUCCCAAUCACACACAGCUUGAAAGAACACCGCAACCAUGGGUAAGGUGCACGGAUCUCUCGCCCGUGCCGGUAAGGUCAAGUCGCAGACUCCAAAGGUCGAGCCACAGGAGAAGAAGAAGACUCCAAAGGGCCGCGCCAAGAAGAGAAUCACAUACACUCGCCGUUUCGUCAACGUUACUAUGACCGGCGGCAAGAGGAAGAUGAACCCAAACCCAACCUCAUAAAGAGCGCGACAAGAUGAAAUGAUGGGGAGAAGGGAACGGCUAUGAAAUGGGCGGACACGACAUCGAACGUGGAUGAUGCGGUGAAACGCAAAUACAUCAGCAGGCGUUUUAUCUGUGAGGUGCCGCGGCUCUUUUCUGGCAUGAAUGUGUUGAGAGUCGGCGCUUCCAUGAUGUGAUACUGGAAUGCGUGGCUUGAGGAUUAGACGACCGUUGCAUUGUCUCUAGUAGGGCUAUGAAGACGGUGGGAAGGCUGAUGUUUUCGUAUGCUGAAAGGUAGCUCGUAUUGCAAAAGCUUUCCACGC